GUGUGUGUGUGUGUAAAACCUCGCUCCUCCGACGCCGCCAAGUCCUCUGUCACCCCACACGUGAGCUGCGCGCGCAGGAAGCGUCCGAUUUGUGACGGGGACACAAAGUUAGAGGCUUUUUGUGCGUUUUCCUGCAGAUAGUCUUGUUCUCAUGGACCUGCUGCUCCAUGGGACCGGUGCCUGCUGUGGGUGAAGUCCUGUCACAUCCCCCGAAGAGGAGCUGGCGAAGAUGCUCCGUCUUCUUGUGUUUCGGAGGAACGGGGAGCGAGGAAGCGACAAGCAGGUCAUAAACCAUUAAUCUGGGCUUGGCUACUCAACCAGCAGAGGUCCAAACUCAAAUCACAGCAUUACAAUGGGGUAUGGGGAGGUUCUCCAUAGAUGCAGUGUUGAGGACAACUUGGUCAAUCUAAAUGUUGGGGGUUUUAAGAAGAAGGUGGAUCACAACACGUUGCUCCGCUUUCCUCACACCCGCCUGGGUCGGCUACUGUGCUGCCGUUCUGAAAAGGCCAUCCUGGAGCUCUGCGAUGACUACAGCGCAGCCGACCGGGAGUAUUACUUUGACAGAAAUCCCCAUGUCUUCCGCUGUGUUCUCAACUUCUAUCACACUGGCCGUAUCCACAUGAUGGAGGACCUGUGUGUGUUCUCCUUUGGCCAGGAGAUUGAGUACUGGGGGAUUGGAGAACUCUGCCUCGGCUCGUGCUGCAUUGACUGGUACCAGGAGCGCAAAGAGUACAUUGAAGACACAGACUGGGACUUGAGAAGCGAUGAGCAGCAGCCCAGCUUUGAUUCUUCCUUUGAUGAGCUCUCUGGCUUAGACAAGGACUUGGAAAAGUUUGAGGGCACAUGGUGUUCAAAGGUUCGGCGCUAUGUCUGGCUUCAGCUCGAGGACCCUGGGCACUCUUUCUCUGCAAAAGUCAUCACUGUGGCUUCACUGGGUGUAGUGCUCACCUCAAUUGCUGCUAUGUGUGUUCACAGCAUGCCUGAGUUCCAGAAGCUAGAUGCCUACAACCGGCCCAUUGAGGACCCCACGCUAGCAGUCCUUGAGACUGCCUGCAUUAUUUGCUUUUCUGCAGAGUUUGCCAUUCGGCUCGCUGUCGCCCCCUGUCCAAGAAGGUUUCUGGGAAACCCAUUAAAUCUCAUUGACUUUGCCUCCAUUUUGCCCUUCUAUGCUACAUUGGCAUUUGAGACAGCAGGCGAGGGGAGCGAUGAGGAGAACGAGAACCUGGAAAAUGUUGGGAAGGUGGUGCAGGUCCUACGUCUGAUGAGAAUUUUCCGCAUCCUUAAAUUGGCUCGACACUCUGUUGGCCUCCGUGCCCUUGGAGCCACAAUGAGACACAGCUACCAGGAGGUUGGGCUGUUAAUCCUCUUCCUCUCUGUGGGCAUAUCUAUCUUCUCUGUCCUGAUCUACUCUGUGGAGAAGGAGGAGCAGGCCUCAGAACUGGCAAACAUUCCUGUGGCCUGGUGGUGGGCCACCAUCACCAUGACCACAGUGGGCUACGGUGACACAUGCCCUGUCACUCUAGGAGGGAAACUGGUGGCCACUCUGUGCAUCAUCUGUGGUCUACUUGUGGUGGCAUUGCCAAUUACCAUCAUCUUCAACAAGUUCUCCAAGUAUUACCAGAGGAGCAAAGUAAUCGAAACAGAGCCAAGCAACAAUGACAUGGAAAGAGAGGAUCCCAACCUCCCAUACUUCAAUGUCAUAGACUCAUAUACCCAGAAGAUGGAGUCUUUCCUUGAUAGCCUUCCUUCCAGGGCCAGUAACUGUGAUGGUGAGAACAACACAGAUGCUGCAAGUAUCCCGCAAACUGAUAUGGUUAGUAACCUAAUAGGGCACCAGAAUGGCCAAAUUAGCAGUAAUGCUAUGUAG
Scleropages formosus (Asian bonytongue) is the source of this 1867-nucleotide messenger RNA. RefSeq names its product potassium voltage-gated channel subfamily S member 3-like. Gene Ontology annotation, biological process: action potential; protein homooligomerization; potassium ion transmembrane transport. Gene Ontology annotation, cellular component: membrane; voltage-gated potassium channel complex. The record is from RefSeq and is a predicted model, not a curated record. Lineage: Eukaryota; Metazoa; Chordata; Actinopteri; Osteoglossiformes; Osteoglossidae. Bases 353 to 1867 code for a protein of 504 amino acids. The transcript is spliced from 2 exons. Gene Ontology annotation, molecular function: protein binding; voltage-gated potassium channel activity.